This is a messenger RNA of Stegastes partitus (bicolor damselfish), 1370 nucleotides long. Its product is annotated as troponin I, slow skeletal muscle-like. Gene Ontology annotation, biological process: cardiac muscle contraction; skeletal muscle contraction. The transcript is spliced from 8 exons. The record is from RefSeq and is a predicted model, not a curated record. Gene Ontology annotation, cellular component: troponin complex. Lineage: Eukaryota; Metazoa; Chordata; Actinopteri; Pomacentridae. Bases 272 to 814 code for a protein of 180 amino acids.
UAAGUGAAGUUUUAUUACCCCCUUUCCUGUUCGAAUAUUGUGGUGAUGCUAUGUGCAACAGUAAAUGUCACCGACGGUGGAAGCAACAGACAGGACUCUAUUUUAGUUAGCCGUCAGAUUUAGCACAGACACUAUAAAUUUGAUUGAUUUUUCUUCAACGUCUUUCAGAAAGUCGAUGGUGCCUUCCUCACACACACACACUUUUCUUCAGUUUUGAGGUACGUUUCAAGGAGCUGUCUGGCUUCAGCUAGCGUAGGAGUUCACAACAAAAAUGGGUGACGCACCUAAAAAAUCAAAGAUCUCCUCCUCUCGAAGGCUGGGGUUGAAAAUUAGACUGUUGACAGUUGCUGCUCAGAUGCUGCAGGAAGAGACAGAGCAGAAGAUGAGGGACAGAGAAGCUGCUCUGUCAGAGAGAGUUCCUCCUCUAAACCUGUCUGGUCUGUCCUUGCAAGAGCUGCAGGACCUAUGCAAAGACCUGCACCACAAGAUUGAUGUUGUAGAUGAGGAGCGAUACGAUAUUGGUCUCAAAGUGUCCAAAAACGACGGCGAGAUUGAAAACAUGAAUCUGAAGAUCAUUGAGAUUCAGAGUAAGUUCAAGAAGCCAACCCUGAAGAGAGUGAAGAUCUCUGCUGAGGCCAUGCUGAGCGUUCUGCUGGGCGCCAAACACAAGGAGUCCAUCGACUUCAAGGCUAACCUCAAAACAGUGAAGAAGGAGGAAGAGAAGAAAGAGGAAGUGACUGACUGGCGUAAAAACGUGGAGGCCAUGUCUGGUAUGGAGGGCAGGAAGAAGCUGUUUGAUGCCUCUGGCAACUAAACAAUCUUCUUUCAGAGAAGAGAGUUUCUCCGUUUAACUAAUUCUACCCAUUAAUUAUUUCCUUAUCUAUAUUUUAUUGAUUUAUGAAUCGCAAGCAGUACAGACACCUUUAAAACUAGGAUAGUCAAGGAAAAGCACCAGCUGACCAUUUUUAAAGAGGCUGGAUGCUUCAGGUGGUUUUAAACGUACACAUGUGAUAGGAAAAAAUUUAGUACGUAUUAAAUAUGUUCUUUACUGAACUGUAUGAUGAGAAAACACUGACUUUAAUACAUUUGAGUGUUUUAGCAACAUUCUUUUUUGCCAUUAACUGCAGUGUAUUAGAAGCAUGUGUUUGUUUGCAGCAGUUCUCCUCUGCAGCCUUGUGAUGGCAGCAUCAUUCUUUCAAAUCAUCACAACGUACUGAGGGUACAGUACGCUGACAGAGGAGAAAUAUUGUUUGUUCAUCAUAAAUUAACAAGUGCUAUUGUGUCAUCUGUUGUGAUUAAGUGCCAUUUUAAAUGCCAUUUGCCAGACAUUCAAAAUGUAUUGGCUAUUAAAGCUAUUUCUAAACAUGAAA